Lottia gigantea (owl limpet) is the source of this 882-nucleotide messenger RNA. RefSeq lists its product as hypothetical. Lineage: Eukaryota; Metazoa; Mollusca; Gastropoda; Lottiidae. Gene Ontology annotation, cellular component: membrane. The record is from RefSeq and is a predicted model, not a curated record. The coding region runs from base 295 to 882 and encodes 195 amino acids. The transcript has 3 exons.
AACAAGACAACAUUAUGUCAGAAUGACUCAAAGACAAAUAUAGAAUCUGGUACAACAUAACACCAAUAAAAAGCAGACGCAUAAAGAAUUGUGCGGAUUGGAUUUCAAAUUAAAGGACAAUGUGAUUGAAAUUCCAUCAGUUGCUGUGAAUGAGUACAUGUAUACUAAGAGAUUAUGUUCUGUGCCUCCAUUUUAUGAUAAUUGUCACGUUUUUGUAAAAUUGUCACGAUUUUCUGGAAGUGAUGCAUCAUUGUUAAAGUAAAAACUUGAUUUAAGUGGUGAUUGAUUGUAACUAUGGCUUUUGCUGAUUCCAAAGGAUUAGUCCUUGGCUUUUCUUUAAUAGCAACAGCAUUUUUGAUAAUGUAUUUAGUAGGAUUCUGUAUUCCAUAUUGGAGCACAACGACCAAUUUAUCAACAUUCAAUGAACCUAAGUUAUCUUAUAUUGGAUUAUGGCAAGCAUGUGGUGUAGACCAUAAUAUGAAAAUGAAUCCAUUUUUAACAGUGAAUGAUUGUUUUAGUACUUUAGAACAAGGUGUUCCAGGUUGGUUAAGAGCUGUCCAGUUAUUUUCUGUAUUAGUUAUAGUUUUUGCUCUAGCUAGUUGGAUUAUGUUAUGGUGGAUAACUUGUGCUAAUUUUGGUGAAGAUAAAGCAUUUAAAUUUAUGUUACCAUGUUGGAUAUUAACAGGAAUAUGUAUGUUAGUGGCAAUGUGUAUUUUUGGACAUUUUAUUAAACCCAGAUUUAAUCGUUUAGAUAUACCAGGUCGUGUUGAGAUAGAUGAAGAAAGAAUAGAAUAUGCCUGGGGUUUUAUAACCGUUUCCGUGACAACAGCAUUAUGGAACGCUUUGAGUAUUGUGUUUAUAUGUAUUACAUGUUGCUGUUGA